Rhagoletis pomonella (apple maggot) is the source of this 1600-nucleotide messenger RNA. RefSeq names its product aminoacylase-1-like. Lineage: Eukaryota; Metazoa; Arthropoda; Insecta; Diptera; Tephritidae. Gene Ontology annotation, molecular function: aminoacylase activity. Gene Ontology annotation, biological process: amino acid metabolic process. Gene Ontology annotation, cellular component: cytoplasm. The coding region runs from base 277 to 1503 and encodes 408 amino acids. The transcript is spliced from 7 exons. The record is from RefSeq and is a predicted model, not a curated record.
AAUUUAAUUUUUGUACCAAAUUGGCCAUAAAAAAUGUACUAAAUCAGCCGAAAAAGCAGAAGAAGAACAAGUAAAAGUUUUAUGUUAGGCAAAAUUAUCUAAAUAAAAUGUUUUUUGUGAAAUCUGAAACAAAAAAAAACAGUGGCAUUUAAUGCAAUCAAAGUUUCACAAAAAUAUUUUGUAAAAUAAUUAGUUUCAUUGGAAAAAACAAGUUAAAUACCUAUAUUCGAUAUAUAAGUUAACAAUAAGUCGUUUACAAUUAGGCGUUUGUUGAAAAUGAGCUCUUGGAAGAAUGAUAAGGAAAUCGAAAUAUUUCGUGAAUAUCUGCGCAUCCCAAGUGUACAUCCAGACAUCGACUAUGUGCAUACACGCACAUCUAUAUUUGUAGCACCCGUCGUAGAAUUUCUGAGAAAACAAGCUGCCGACCUAGAGUUACCCAUUGAGGUUUAUCAGCCCGGUAGUCCCAGCAAACCAGCUGUUGUUAUAACAUGGGUGGGAGAGCAACCGGAACAACCAACAAUUAUGCUGAAUUCUCAUAUGGAUGUAGUACCAGUAUAUUCGGAAAAGUGGACCCAUCCACCAUUUGCUGCUGAUAUCGACAACGACGGACGAAUUUUCGCGCGAGGUGCACAGGACAUGAAAUGUGUGGGCAUGCAGUAUUUGGCAGCGAUACGAAGGCUACGAAAAGACGGUGUCACCUUAAAACGUACCAUACAUGUAACCUUUAUACCGGACGAGGAAAUUAGCGGCGAAAUGGGAAUGAAAGCAUUUUUGAAGUCUGCAGAAUUUAAAAAAUUAAAUGUUGGUUUUUGUCUCGACGAAGGCAUUGCAUCUGCUAAUGAGACUUUUUCAGUUUUCUAUGCCGAAAGAAGCCUUUGGCACGUUCACUUUUUAAUAAGUGGAACAUCCGGGCAUGGCUCUUUGUUGCAUAAGAAUACUGUAGGUCAAAAGCUCCAAAAUAUUCUAAACAAAUUAAUGGAAUUCAGGCAGAAUGAAAUUGAUCGUUUGGAGAAUGAUCCAUCUCUACGGCUUGGUGAUGUGACAACCGUGAAUUUAACGGUUAUUAAAGGCGGUGUGCAAAGUAAUGUUGUACCAUCUACGCUGGAAGUGGUUUUUGACAUGCGUUUGGCGUUGAAUGUAGAUCACGACAACUUCGAUAGGCAGCUAAGAGCGUGGUGUGUAGAAGCUGGUGGCGGUAUAGAAAUUCAAUAUGAGCAAAAGGAGGCAAAAGUCGAAGCAACAAAAAUAGAUAGUUCGAAUUUAUUUUGGGUGGCUUUUGAAAAAGCUACAACGGAGCUCAAUCUUAAAAUCCAACCACUUGUUUUUCCCGCUGGCACCGAUGCUAUUUAUAUUCGGGACGCAGGUAUACCAGCAAUUGGAUUUUCUCCCAUAAACAAUACGCCAGUGUUGCUGCAUGAUCACGAUGAAUUUUUACAAGCUGACGUUUAUUUAAAAGGCAUUGUAAUUUAUAAGAAAAUUAUAUCGGCUAUUGGAAAUGCAUAAAAUUAACCUAUAACGAGCAAUAUUAUAAAACCCACAGAAAAUUCUAUUGAAAUUACUAAAAUAAUAAAUAAAUAUUUUAACAAAAUUUUAAAGAAUA